CUUUAAAAAAAAGAUUACGUUUGACAUUGACAUAUCUUAUGACAGAUUCCAAUAAAAUUGUAAAAUCAUAACAAACAGAGAUUUUUGCUUUAUAUUCUUCGAAAUUUGUUCGAUGUAGAUUAUCAACAAUCUUUUAUUAAUAUAAAAUGGAUAAAUAUGAUACGUCUCAACUAACAGAGUUUCCAAGAUACGAGCCUGAAUCCACACAAAGCGGUGUUUCAACAUUUUUCAACAAACUAUGGAAGUUACCUUUAUUUUCACCCAGUGAAGGCUCCGAAAAUAUUCAAGACAAAAAUCAAAUAAUUGCAAAACAAAAUGCUGAAAUGUGUGACGAACAAGGAAAACAAAUAUUUGAUGAUUCUAAAACUGAAACGGGAUCUUAUGCGGUGGAGUUAGAAGGCCGCAGUUUGUCAAACGUUCUGACACGUAUCAGCAGUCUUAUAGCGCUAGGAUCUGGGGGUCAAGGGACCAGAUAUGCUGACACAGAACUGGCUCGUUACUGGAUGCCUGAUGACAUUUCCCGUGAGUGUUAUGAAUGUGCGCUGAGAUUCAGCACUCUUCGUCGCAGACAUCACUGUCGUGUGUGCGGCCAGAUAUUUUGCUCAAGGUGUUGCAGUCAAAGAGUUCCUGGGCAAAUAUUUGGUUGCGCCGGGGGACUAAGAGUAUGCAAUUAUUGUUGUAAUGUAGUUCUCAGUUACUUAAAAGAAAAUGACUUGACCGGUGAGAUAUCACCUGAUCUGAGAACUCUACAAGAAAAUUUGCAGGUGAAGUUUCCCGACAACAGGAGUGGUAGCAUAAAGUCACGUGACAACUUUAUGUUCGCGAGCGAGCACGAGGAGAGGACUGAGGCCCGGCCCACGCCCACUGAGGCAUUGCACGAUCUGUACCGGCAACUAGUAACCGCGUUGCCUCAACAACAGCAUAGAUUCCAAGCGAGCCAAGUAUGCCAGAAUCUGCUCAGCUCCGAGUACAUGGAGUGUGUGAGCGAGUUGUUACAGUUUGCAGACUAUGCACUGUACCGCCCCACUACGUUACCUGCCCCCGCACAAGAUGAACCUAACACACCUGAAGAGGGAGGCAGGUUACUUGAGAGCGUCUCCUCAUAUUGCCUCGACUUAAACCUCGGGAAUAGUUCAGCGAGACUAAUAAAAGCCCCCAAAAAAGAGGCUAAAUCGUCUCCAACGAGUGAUGGUGAUCCCAAUCCAGUUUUAGAACAGAGUGAAGGUUAUCCGGGACCGAAGAACGUGUGCAAGGCGAUAGUGGAGGCCGGCGAGGACCAUCUGAGGCUCCUGCUGCGUCAGUGCCUCGCGCGGGAGUCGUUGUCCGCCUCGUGGCUGCCCGUACUCUACUCACUGUGCCAGCAGGCCGCUGAUAUCAUCAUGCCCGAUAUGUUUAGCAGUGACAUCGACGUACGAAACUAUGUCCAAGUGAAGAAAGUUCCCGGCGGCAACAUCAACGACAGUUGCGUGGUACAGGGCGUUGUCCUCACCAAAAACGUCGCUCACAGGGGAAUGCCGCAACAAAUCGACAACCCUACAAUUUUACUACUGGAUUGUUCCAUCGCAUACCAACGAGUAGAAGGAAAAUUGACGUCUUUAGAACCGGUAUUGCUGCAGGAGGAGCAGUAUCUAGCGCGCAUGGCGGCGCGCGUGUGUGCGCUGGGCGCGCGCGUGGUGGUGGUGGGGGGUGGGGUGGCGCGCGCGGUGCAGGACGCGCUGCGGGCGGCGCGUGUGGCGCUGGUGACGCGCGUGCGCCCGCCCGCCCUCGCGCGCGCCGCCCGCUGUACUCGUGCGCAUCUGCUCACCUCUAUCGACGCACGCAUCGGCACGCCCACGCUCGGCACCGCUGAAAAAUUCUACGUUCAGAACUACGGAAACAAAACUCUAAUGGUACUGGAAGGUUGCGCUGAAUCAAAUCUAGGUUGCUGCAUCUUACUACGCGGGGCAACCCUACAGGAACUCGUGAGAGUAAAGAAAGUUGUCAAAUUCAUGCUCUUAGCGUGCUAUAACUGGAAACUAGAGAAAGCAUUCCUAGGUGAUAUAGAAGCUGUCCUACCAGAAUCCGGAAUGACGUUCGACGACUUCUCUGAUGUGAAAAAAGAGGAUGUGGCUACAGAAGACUUUCCAAACGACAAAGAAGAUUCCGGUGGAAAUGAUACAGCAUUGAGUAAUGACGCUUGGGAGAAUACUAUAGCGAAUUGCAGUAACAAAGAUCCUAAACCGGAUGCUUCUAAUUCUAUAGAUGCUAAGGAUGUCAAAAAAACAAACAAGAAAACUCAGGAAUCUGAUGACCCGUUACAGAGAACUAAAGUGUUUAGGAAGACUGAUAGUGAUAAGAAUUUUAGUUGCGGUGUUCCUAUAAGAGACUUCAGUGAUCCUUUGCGUGCCACUCUAGAUGAUGACGUGUUCUUGCCGAAGGAGGAGGAAAAGUUAAGAGCUGAUAAUCAUACAGAAAGGUGGUCUACAGACGACGUGGUGCUAUCAAUGUCGCCAAAUACUAUUAUCCCCGCGCCGUAUUUAGAAACCGAAGCGGGCCGAAAAUGCCCCCUGAGGGAACACUUUCCGCGGCCUCUAUUGAGAGUGCCGACGAAAGCUCCUCACACACCAAGACCACAACACAGGAAGAUUAGUACUAAACCGCAACAAAAUGAUAUCGUAUUGAAGGUGUCCAUGGGCGACGGUAAUCACUUACCAUCAGGUGAUCCGUAUACUCGUCUGCCCCCUAUCUCAUAAAAAAAAACAAUAUGGCGGAUGAUAGAUGACUUACCCCCAGUUUCAAUAACCAAAAAACUAUCUAUUUUUGCUACCAUCCGUAGCAUUUCCUACCGAUGGUAGCAAAAAAAGUGUCUCAAUAACAUACCAUUGGUAGGUAAAGCUACCGACGGUGUGCUACUAACGGAUUGAUCUGAUACUGUUGGCAAAUUCAGUUUUAUUGGAAUCAGGUUUUCCAUAAUUA
Molecule: messenger RNA, 2955 nt
Organism: Diatraea saccharalis (sugarcane borer)
Lineage: Eukaryota; Metazoa; Arthropoda; Insecta; Lepidoptera; Crambidae
Source: the annotation of a GenBank genome assembly